This is a messenger RNA of Helianthus annuus (common sunflower), 1743 nucleotides long. RefSeq names its product transcription factor MYB97. Bases 184 to 1611 code for a protein of 475 amino acids. The transcript is spliced from 3 exons. The record is from RefSeq and is a predicted model, not a curated record. NCBI's taxonomy places the organism in Eukaryota, Viridiplantae, Streptophyta, Magnoliopsida, Asterales, Asteraceae.
AAUACAAUCUGAAGCCUAUAAAGUCUCCCACACAAAAUCACUCUUUCUACUUUCAGCCCCCAUUCUUCAAUCCCCCAUCUCCAAUUCUUAUACAUCUAAAUCCCCAAAAUAAAAAUAAAAACAACCCAUCAAUUUAUUUCAUACCAUUAUUCAUUGAAAACCAUUGCAGUAGUUAUUUUAAAAAUGGCUCCAGAAGAUGGCGCCACCUCGACACCGCGAAACAUGGCGUCCGGUGGUGGCGGUGGCGGUUGUUCACGGACGAACGGGGGACAGGUGUUGAAAAAGGGGCCGUGGACCGCGGCCGAGGACGCAAUUUUAAUGGAGUAUGUGAAGAAAAACGGUGAAGGGAAUUGGAAUGCUGUGCAACGAAAUUCGGGGUUGAUGAGAUGCGGAAAGAGUUGUAGGCUACGAUGGGCGAAUCAUUUACGGCCUAAUUUGAAAAAAGGAGCGUUUACGCCGGAAGAAGAGCGCCAAAUUAUCGAGCUUCAUUCGAAAUUCGGCAAUAAAUGGGCUCGUAUGGCUCUUCAUCUUCAAGGAAGAACGGAUAACGAGAUCAAGAAUUACUGGAAUACGAGAUUGAAAAGACGAUUACGAGCGGGUUUACCGAUUUAUCCCGUGGAUUUCCAGCAUCACCAUCGGAGACAUCACGAACAAUCGUUACAAAAUCAAACAAUUCCGUUUUCAUCAUCAUCACCGUCGUCAAGUCAUGCAAAAACCGCGAUCAAUUCGAUAUCUCCGUUGUUGUACGAUCCCCUAAAUUACCCUGUCAUGAGCAUGAACACGAACACGAACACAAACACACCGUUUUAUAUUCAAAACACACAAUCUAAUUUCAAAACGCCUCAUCCAAACACCCAAUUUCCUAAUCGAAAUAGCUCGAUAUCGUUCCUCAAUCAAGGUUUCCCGAGCUCCCUUCAAUCCAAUCAUCCCGUGAUUCAAAUACCGAAAAUUGAACCGGCUUUUGACGAUGUUAGAUUGUUUGAAAAUGUAGAAAAGGACAUCCCUUCGAUCCAAUCGUUGUUUCGAGCGAUCACUCCGACAUGUUCUUCAAACACCGCGAAUGAUCAUCUGAUUGUGCAAUCGAACGAUGGUGAUAAUGCGAUUUCCGCCUACGUAUCUUCCCGGGGAAAUAGCGGGUUGUUAGAGGAUGUUUUAGGCGAAUCGCGAGCCUUAUUAAGCUCAUGUAAAUUAUCAGAAACCGAUACGGGUAUUGAAAAAAUGACGCAUGAGUACCCCCUAAUGGAAGAGCCCGAAAACGUCACUUUGGAUUCGGUUUUUGAAACCGGGGAAGCUAACAAGACGACUUUAGACGACUCGAGUUCCGGACAUUCGUCCAUUGAAAUCGGAGGAAAAUCCCAAAGCGAUGUAAUCGACGAAAUGAACACGAUGGACGAAGAUUUCUCGAGCUGGCUCGACUUCCCAACGGGUUGGUACGGUGGAAGUGAAGAUCCAUCAAAUGAGAAACCCGUUGAUGUAUCGAACGGGAACAUGGGGGGAGUAGAACACCAAGUUGAGAUCGCGUGCUCUCCGGUUGCAACCACGGAGACGGACCAUGACCAUGAGUGGACCAUGGGGUCGUGCCGCUGGAACAACAUGCCUGGGUUUAGCUAGAUGGUUAGUUUGGUGUAACUAGGUGAGAGUGGAUGGUAAACAUGAGGUUAAAAUUGCAAUAAGUAAAUUAUUUGUGGUGUGAAAUCAAAUUUAAUUCUGUUGUUAAAGGUCACAUUUUAGUUACGGUGUGUA